GCGUGCCAGCUGUCGACACACACCUGCAGAGGACUUUCAUCGGUGGGACAUCGCGGUCUCAUCGCCGUAUAAUACAUCCCACGUCAACGAAAUGGACAGAGUCGAGUCGAUUACAGUGACAACAUCCGAGGGCUCCCCUCAUGGUCCGUUUAUCCCGCGGCUUCCUGUAGAGGUCUGUGAACGGAUCAUCGAUCACCUAGCUACGGGAUGGGAUAUCAAAGACACUCGUGCAAAGAGCCAGCAUCUGUCCACUCUCGCAUCCUGCGCGCUCGUAUGCCAAGACUGGUACUACUUGACGUGGUACCAUCUGCAUCAGCGCAUGUAUCUGCGAGACCGGAAGGAUGUCCUCUCGCUCUCCAGGACACUCCGCGCAAGACCUCGCCUCCGUGAGGUCAUUCAGCAGGUCGUCAUAUCGGGUGCUUCUCCCGGGGAGUGCCAACCGAUCCGGCACCUGGGGACGUUUGCCGCUAUGCUCGCUGGCAAGGUCCCGUGGUUGUCAAGGAUCGUCAUUGCAGAUGCUGAGUGGACCGUCGGCUCGGUGCGAUUGGAGGACAUCGGCUACCUAGCUGCGUUCAACUCCAUUGACACUCUACACCUAUCCAAUGUCACCUUGUCGAAUGUCGCCCAGCUGUCACACCUUGUUUCAGCACUCCCGCGGCUGAGGUGAUUAUGGUGCGACAAAGUUGACUGCUUGCAAGUCUCCCCAGCCUCCCUCCCACUGAACUGUGCAAAUGUGGAGUAUCUCGUCGUGCGAUGGGUUGCACCGGCAGUCGAAAACCUCCUCGUGCAGAUCAGCCGGGCUUCCCGAGUACGCCGUCUCAUUCUCGGGGUUACAGGCGAAUUGGCUCCAUCCUCGGCAGCCAGCAGAAGCCAGACUUUGCUGGAUGCCAGUUCCACAU
Fomitopsis serialis is the source of this 899-nucleotide messenger RNA. RefSeq lists its product as uncharacterized. The transcript is spliced from 2 exons. NCBI's taxonomy places the organism in Eukaryota, Fungi, Basidiomycota, Agaricomycetes, Polyporales, Fomitopsidaceae. Bases 92 to 667 code for a protein of 191 amino acids. The record is from RefSeq and is a predicted model, not a curated record. Gene Ontology annotation, molecular function: protein binding.